Messenger RNA from Ruditapes philippinarum (Manila clam), 7373 nucleotides. RefSeq lists its product as uncharacterized. The transcript has 31 exons. Lineage: Eukaryota; Metazoa; Mollusca; Bivalvia; Venerida; Veneridae. The coding region runs from base 136 to 6192 and encodes 2018 amino acids. The record is from RefSeq and is a predicted model, not a curated record.
UAAUGAAAGAAAUAAUUUCAGUUGAAGAAGCCUUCAGAUGCUGGCUAUGAAGAGUUUUGGGUGGAUUUCAAUAUUGGCAGUGAAAGGCUAACAUUGUUCUGUGAGCAGGACAGCCUGUAUAGUCAGGAAACACAGAUGGAUGAAGAAUUGUGGGAAACUGUUGCUAUUUAUAAGUCAGAUAUACUUCAGUGUGCAUUCCAUGAACAAAAUGGGGUUAUAGAGCUGGAAAUAUCUUUGAAGAGCCCAGUUUGUGAUCUUUAUCCAAGUCAACACCAGGAUGUGAAUGACAAUAAGAUUAAAAUUAACUUUUACCCAGAGUUGGAAGAACACAUAGCUCAUGCAGUUGGGUGUACAUUUGAUUUUGGUGAGAAAAGAAGUAAAGUGUCGACAGUGAAUACACCAUUGCAGAUUUCAAUGAAAAAGGUUCAAAAUGCUGACUUGUUGAAAAAUGUGAAGUAUUGUAUUCAGAAUCCUACAAUGCCCUCACCAGCACAAACAAGUAGUCAGGAUUCUGUUACUAGAAGACGUAAAAUAUCUGUACCAUCAAUACCAAUGGCAGUGCCAAUCAUAUCUCCAGCUGCAUGCAUGAAUCAUAUUGACCAGCAAGGGACUGCUUAUGAUUCAAUUCCAGAAACUCAGAUGGAAGAGCCAUUUAUUGAGAAAACAGUUGCCAAUCCAAAAUUGUCUUCUGAUGUUAAGAACGCAAAUCAGGACAAUAAAACGAUAUCAGAAAAAAGCACAAAAGAUUUUGCUGUUCCUAAAACACCAGUAAAGAAGACCAGAUCAAGGGUGAAGGUUAAGACUCCUGUUGUUUCGGUAACACCGCCAUCAAGAAAGACCAGAAAACAGUCUGCACAAUGUAGUGUUGCUGAAGGGGAAAGUGUUCGCAGCCAAACAUUACCAAAGGAAAAUAAGCAGCAUGAAGUGGUCAUACCAGAUUUACUGCCUUUCAAUGACAACCUUUGUAAAUCAGAAAAAGCUAGUAUGUCCAAAGCAAGUAUUUCAAAUGAGAAAAGUUUAGAUGAUAGUGGUAUUGGUAUAGAUGAGUCUAGAUCUUCUAUUGUUUGUGAUGCAUUAGACAUCUCUAAAAAUAGCCAGGAAACUAAUGAAGUUGAUGCAUCUUCAAGUAUUUUUGGAGAGAAAAUUGAAACAAGGAAGAAUUCUAAAAAGGUAAUGUCCAGAAAGACUGCUCAAAAUCAACAAGCAGAAGGCAAAUUGAAGAAUGUGAAAGAUAAUCGUGAUAAAUUCACACCAUUAAAUGAGGUAACUGAGGAGGAUACUUCAGUUGAAGGAGACAAGGAAAAUGUCAUUGAAAGUACCACUGAUGGAAAGGAUACAAAUUUUGGUUUUCAUGCUGUCAGUAUUAAUGAACCUGUUGUCAGUAUUCCAGACAGUUUGGAAAAUUCAAUUUGUUCAGACAAACAAUCUUGUACAGAAGAAGAAAUGGAGUGUAAAUCAAAAUCCAACACCUCUGUUAAUGGAAAAAAGCGUAAUAAAACUAAAAGCAAGAAGGGUACAAAUAUAGUUCAGAUUGAUCAUUUGGGGUCUGUUGGAAAGGAUGAUGAAAAAACGGGCAGUGGAAAAAAGAAAGGGAUGACAAAGAAGAAAAGCUUUACAGAUAUUGAUGAAUCAUUGAAGGAACUUCAUGAUUUGGAAAAUAAUGAAGAUAUAUUAAAAGAGGAAAUACAGGGUGACAAUGAAAGAUCAAAGUCAAAAGAGGUUAAAGAAGGUGAUAAUGAUGGUGAUGUGUAUGCCUUUUCUGAUCCAGAUCCAUAUUUUCACAAAAAAAGAACAUCAGAUAAGCAGGUUUUAGAUAAAAGAUAUAAAACAAAAAGUGGUGAAGACAACAGAAAGGAAGCAAACAUAAAAAGGAAAGCUGUUUGUAAACAGGAAGAGCCAGUUAUUUCUAAACAUGUUGAAAAUGAAAACAAUGUUACUACUGGAAAGCAGCAUGAUAGACCAAAACAAGGAGGAGAUAAUGAAAAAGAGUGCUAUGAAAUAAAGAGUAAAGAUACUGACAAAUUCAAGGCCAAAGAUCAAUGCAAACAGAGGAAAGAUGAAAAAUGUUAUGAUGAAUUGAAGGGUGAAGGCAAGAAAUAUUUUAACAAAAAUCUAGACAAGGACAGACAAGAUAAAAGUGAACUGAUUGAACAAAGAGAUUUAAAAAGGGGAAGAGCUAAACGAACAGAAAAGGUACAAAAAGCAGAUAAUGAUGCCAAUGAAAAUAAAUCUGAUAAUAAAAAAGUAGGAAGGUCAUUGAGAAAAAGAGGCAAUCAGAGUAAUAAAGGGCUUGAAAAUAGAAGACCUGAGGAAAUUUCUUCACCAUCUAGCAGUAGUGAAAGCAUUGGAAGUCAAGGUAAACAUAAAUCACAAAUGACAGUCCCUUCCACAGAGAAGACACAGGAAAAAAGUAUGGAUAGGAAAACACCAGAAAAUAGUCCAAGUAAAAUAGCAGUUAAUGAACAGAAAAUAAAAUCUAGUCUCAAGAAGAAUAAGAACUCCUCAGAACCUGAAAAAGACACAAAUAAAAGAAAAUCAAGAGUUUCAUUUAACCUGCCUAACAGACAAUCACAAGAAAGUGACACUCAAGUUGAUGAGCAGCAUAACAAGCCCCAAAAUGAAAAUUUAGAGUGUGAGCAUAAACUCAGUGAUGUUGUUGAAGAUAACAAAUUUAAAACAGAACAUCUAAAUCAUCCUCAUGAAUUAGAUGAUGAGACAGCUGAAAUCAAAGAAAACAUAAAUUCAGGAGCAUCAUAUAGUGCAAACAGUAAAAAAUCUUCAGCUAAAAAUAAAUUGAUUAAAGGAAAUAAUAAAAGCAAGAAAGAGGUUGUGGAGGAAACAAUGGAGAUAGAUGAUAAAUAUGCUUUAAGUAAAUUAAUACCAUGUGUGUCUUCACCAAUGUCUUACUCUGAUUCUUCUGACUCACUGUACAUUGAAAGUGAUGACAGUUAUAAUGCAAGGCGUUAUAAAAUGGAAAAUGGUCGCUGGAACACAUCAAAGCGAAAAAAGAGAUCAUCUUUGAAACCAAGGAGAAAUGAUACUAGUGAAGAAGCAAAGACUGAAAAUCAUGCUUUUAAUGCACACUCUGAUGUUUCCAGGCCUGUUUUAAAAGAACUAGGUAACAUUUGUAAUAAAAAUACUACUAAAGGUAGGGAAAAGUCAAAGAAAGAUGGCAAGAAGUCUAAUGAGCAAGUAAAGGGAUUUGCAAACACCAAAAAAGCAGACAAAGAACCUGAUGAAAAGUCAUAUUCAAGUAAAUUUGAUCUAGAAAAUAGAAAUGGAAAGAUUGAUAUUGAGACUAUAGAUAUCAAAAAAGGUAAAGUUUUGAUGCAUAAUAGCUGUAGUAAGAUGCUAACUGAUAAUGAGAAUAGCUUGUCAGAAAGAGAACAUUUCAGGGAAGAAAGUGAACAGUUUGAUAAAGGACUGAAUAUGGAAAUAGAAAAUGUUGAAGAAAUACAUGAACUCCAAGAAGCAAUUGUACCCUAUGUAAAAACUAAAGAAAAUGCAACAAAAGUUAGUAAAGAAGGAAAAAAUUCUGAAAAGAAAAUGAAAACGAAUUCAACAUUUUCAAUGGAACAAAGUUUUGAAAAAGUGGAAUGUGAUGAUUCAUUUGCUGUUUCCCAACAAAGCAUUCAAACUAUUUCAAAUGCAAAAGGAAAAAGUUUGGUUUUUCAAAUGUCAUACCUAAAGUCCAAAACAAACUAUUGGAAUAGAAAUAAUUUGAAUACUGAGAAACCUCCUACAGCCCCCUCAUAUGAUCCUUAUGAUUUUGAAGCACAUUGUGAAAAUGCUUCCAUGGCUUCUGAGAAAGUUGGCAGAAAGGAUAAAUUAAACAGCAGUAAACAAAAAAAGCCUGAUAAAAAGAAAAGGCCGAACUCAAAAGAACAUAAAGUAAAAGUAGAAAAAAUAGAGAACUCAUCCUUAGAUUCUCAAGAAAGUUUUUCUCAAGAAAUUGAUGAUAGAAAUGUUUCAAAAUGUGAAAAGAAUUCCUCAGGAAGGCAGAAACAUCAGUCUCAUGAAAGCAGUAAGAAAAAGAAAGAUAGUAAAACUGAAAGGUUAAACAUGAAUAAAAACAGUAUUAAUCACAUACCAGCAUAUAGCAGUAACUUACAAGAUUAUAGCUCCCAAGAAAUGGUGGUAGACCUUACUCAUGAAAAGGACCAGUUUCAAAAUGAUAAGCAUGCGGAAACUAACCUAGUUCAGGAUAAGAAAACAAAGAAAUGGUACAGAACAAAUAAAGACAAUGUUGAAGAGUAUGCAGAGAAUAGCAGAAAAGAGAAUAAGAGGAACAAAGCUAUAAAGGAAAGAGUGACAGGAGAGUUUCCUUCUGUUGAUUCAUUCAAUAAAGGUAUGAUGACCAGCUUACCUAGUGAGGAUGAAGCAAUGAUCAUUGAUUCAUCGAUGGAACAAAACAUUAGUCAAUUCAGUAAAAUACUAAAGGAAAUCACAUCAAGGAGACAGAUAUGUGAUAAAGAUCUCAAUUUUUCCAUCAAUGCAGACCUGGAUGAUGACAUUGCAGAUAUCAAGACACCAUGCAUUGAAUCUAUCUCAUGUACACCAAAAGUUUGGUCUGGCAAGAGAAAACAGUACAAUCCUCUAAAUGUUAGUGUGAUUAAGACACCACAGUCCUGUAAACUCACUGACACAGAGGAUGAUGAAGAUUCCGAUGUAGCCAAGUCCAAACCGAUUAAGAGAAAAUCCAGAAAGAAAAAGACUGUUAAAUAUAAGGAGGUUUCAGAGAGUGAAAGUGAAGAUGAAAAGAGUGAGUGUAGAUCCAGAAUGAGCACAGAAUCUGUAAGUCUAUUAGAUAGCAGUCAAAACAUAUAUAACAGGAGUGAGAAAAGUUGGAUAUUAGAACGUAAGAAAACACCAAAACUGAAAAAAUCUUCAAAGACUUACAAAGCUAGUAAGAAGAACAAGAACAGAUAUUAUCAGGACAUUGAUGAUAGUAUAGCCAGUGAAGAUAACUCUGAUGAUGAACAAGAUGGAUUGAUGAAAGAAGAUGGCAGCUUACUUGAGGACAAAUUGCACAUGAUGAAGGAAUAUUUACAGCAAAUGGGCACCCCAUUGACAAUUCCUAGCUUAUCAUUAAAAACGCCAAUACUUACCCCAAGUAUGAAGUCAUUAAAAAGUUUAGAAGAUAUAAAUGACAGUAUACCAACUCCAUCGUCACCAAGGAAAAGAAACAAAAAAGGAAAUAAAUAUAAAGAUGAUAUUGAUGUUGAACAAAUACAGGAAAACUGCUCAAUUUCACUCAAUAUGAGUGGUCCAAACAGCGAGGAAGAAUGUGAUAGCUCAGAAGAUAUGGAAUCCCAAGCAGUUGUGAGUCUGAAAUCCUAUGAGGGACUAAAUCACAGUGAUGAGAGUGCUGAUGAUGAAGACAGAUUUAAAGAGAAACUUUUACAGCAAAAUAUGAAACUCCUUGCUGAAAGUGGCUUUACCUCAGGUCCAUCAUCUGAAAUGCGACCUACAAGAUCAAGUUUAAAGAGAAGAUUUUCAGAUAUAGAGGAGAAUAGAAGUUUGGAGUCUUCAAUCAGCUCCCAGGUAGAAUCAGAAGAUGAGAUGGAAAAGUCAGUCUUUGUACCAAAGAAAUUAUUCAAAUUUGAUCCAGCAGUGAAUACUCCACAAGCACCUAGUUUGUACAGUGAUGGCACAGAGGAGACUGAAAUUGACUUUGGUUUCCAGUCAGGACUGUCUACUGUUAUGGCAGCAUUUGGAACUGAUAUACAACAUCAUUUAAGGGAUAAAAAACAAAAGAUUGAAAGAUUCACAAAGGAAACUUUAAAGGAAACACAAAAACAUUUUCACCAUACAUUAGUAGAGCAACAGCAAUACUUGUCUAAUAUCACAGAUGACUUCAGCGCUAAAAUGUUACUAGAAUUGACAGCUCUUGAGAAUGAUAUUGAACGACUUAGUGAUGCAGAAAAGAAAAUGGAGGAAUAUUUCAAGUCACAGUUUGAUACACUCAUAUGUAAUGAGGAAUCACAGAUUAAAAGACUGAACAAUAUGAAGAAGCUGCAUUCUUGCUUCCUGGACAAAUCCAAGAAAGUGAACAAGUAUAAUUACAAUGCACAUAAAAACUUCCAAGAGCAGAUGAAGAAGGAUAUGGCAGCUUUGCAAAAGAAAUUAGUGGCAGAAACGCAAAGGCAACAGUAUAUGGAUGUAAAGAUGAAACUUCAACAAAUGUUUUAAAUCCAGUAACAUGAUAAAAUUGUUAGUUGAAUGCUUUUGAGAUAGUAUCAUGGAUAAAAUUAUCUUUAGCAAAUUAAAUUUUUUUGCUUUUCAUGAAGAAAAAUUAGAUUUUCAUGUAAGCAUAUUUAUUUUUACCUGAUUGAUUUCCAAUAUUUUGUUUUUGUCACCAUGAUCUUAUUACAUUUGUAUUUAUGAAAAGAUAAUAGCACAUAACAAGAAGAAAAGGAGAAUUAAAAUUGUGCAACAACCACCAAACAAAAUUUACCCAUAGAAUGCUGGAACAAAAAAUGAAAAAGUCUUUUCCUCCAAUCAAUGUGCAAUCUGGCUAUAAUGUUCUAAAUUUCAAAUUUUCAUCAUGAAUUCCCCAAAUGUAUAUUAGACAGUCCUAAAAAUGGACGCUAUACAUAUCUAUUUAAGGAAUGCAACAACUUUAAUGGAUAAUUCUAAAACAGAUUGCUACAGGUUAAAGGUAUAAAGUAUCUUAUAAAAGCACUGACACAGAAAUAAUUCUCACCUUCGUUAUGAGUUUUGAAUGAAGAUUUCUUGCAGAAUUAUAUGCUAUCUCAAAUAUAUGUUGAGACAGUGAAGUAUACCAAACUUAUAAAAAAGUAACUUUACAUUUGUUAGCUUUGUAAAUAAUUUUUUUUGCAAUGUAUACAAUUCCUUUAUUUAGCAGAGUUAUUUAUUGUUAUCACCUUUUUAGAAGUUUGAUUAAAACAUUUACCAUUGAAAUGUGAUUUUGCAACUGUGAUAUAUGUAUUUUAGACUUUAGCUUGGUUACAUUAGUAAAUUUUACUCUGCAUAAAUAUGUUGUAAGAAUGUUUGUAUUUUUUUAAACAAUUUGUGAUUGAGUAGUUUUUAUUAGUGAAUGUUUUCUGUAUUUCAUUUAUGAAAUAGACACAAAGUUGAUUUGGACAGUGUAUAUAUAAAAUACUAACACAAUCUUACUAUGUUACUGAAACCAGUAAGUAUAAACUCGGGUUAUGAUUAUGUAUGAUGAAAUGUGUUAAAGUAACUUGAUGUCGUUCUGAAUGGAUUGAGAUUUGUAAAUAUUGAUGAUCUGACAUUUUUCUCAUGUGUUGUAUAAACUAUAACAAUUUCAAAUUUUCUAUUUUAAGAUGUUGUUAAUUUUUAAUUAAGUUUAAUGUUUUACUUGAAAAAUAAAGUGUAAAAAAGAAAUA